Postia placenta MAD-698-R-SB12 is the source of this 543-nucleotide messenger RNA. RefSeq lists its product as hypothetical. The record is from RefSeq and is a predicted model, not a curated record. Bases 1 to 543 code for a protein of 180 amino acids. The transcript is spliced from 4 exons. Lineage: Eukaryota; Fungi; Basidiomycota; Agaricomycetes; Polyporales; Adustoporiaceae.
AUGCAGACGGCUCUCGCGCCGUUGCGCGAAACGGUCGGUCGUGCAGCAGAACGCGCUCGAUGGGGCGCGACGCUAGAACCGCGUUGCUGUCUGCAGGGCAACGGGCCCGCGGAAGACGUCGCGGUCAGCAGCGCGCCAUGCACCAUGCGCCGUGCGACGACCCAGGAUUCGCCGCGCCCGCGCUCGCGCUCACGCUCCACGUCCCCCGGGGCAGCCGCUGUCGACGGCAAGGCUCGCGAGGACAGCGUCGACGCGGCCGCGCGCACGGCGGAGGACCUAUGGACGCCACGCGCGAGCAAGGUCCCUAGCAGCUCACUAUGCCCGCCGUCCAACGACCAACCCCACUGCGCUUCUAUCCAACCGCCGCCGCUGCCAGUGCUUCAGAGCAGCAACCAGGGCGCGAAUCGUCCGCGCCGUCGCACACCGUCGAUUGAUCCCACACCGCCCGCGCCGUCGAACCACGCCGCACGCACACACAACGCACGCGCCGUCGAAUCACGCCGCACGCACAAACGACAGCAGGCUGAGUCGCCGUCCACUUAA